Onychostruthus taczanowskii (white-rumped snowfinch) is the source of this 345-nucleotide messenger RNA. Its product is annotated as macrophage migration inhibitory factor-like. Gene Ontology annotation, molecular function: phenylpyruvate tautomerase activity; cytokine activity. Lineage: Eukaryota; Metazoa; Chordata; Aves; Passeriformes; Passeridae. The record is from RefSeq and is a predicted model, not a curated record. Bases 1 to 345 code for a protein of 114 amino acids. The transcript is spliced from 3 exons.
AUGCCUAAAUUCAUUGUUAACACAAAUAUAAGCAAGGAUAAAGUUCCAGAAUCUUUUGCAGGGGAGCUCACCCAACAAUUAUCAAAAGCAUUGGGCAAACCAGCACAGUAUUUAGCAGUACAGUUCUCUCCUGGUCAGGUGAUGUCCUUUGGUGGCUCCACAGACCCUUGUGCUAUGUGCUUUCUCUACAUUGGAAAGUUAGGGGAGCAGGAGAACAAGGUCCACUCCAAAUUGCUUUGUGACCUGAUGAGCAAACAACUGAAAACACCAUCUGACAGAAUCUAUGUCAGCUUCUCUGACAUCAGUCCUGGCAAUGUGGGCUGGAACAACAGCACCUUCCCUUGA